AUGGCUUCAACACUCACAUCACACACCAGGACGCUGCCAUUCUUCUCAGUCUAUUGUGCAUUGUUCAGUGUCCCAUACUACUCACAAAGCCCAUUCAUUCAAAAAGAAGGUCUCAUCCAAAAAACAGGUAUGUCAUCCUACUUCCCAGCAUCCCUCUACCACUCACAAAACACCCCCUUGCCAUGCUUAUCCAAAAAAAAGAACACCCCCUCGCUGUGCCUUAUCAAAAAAACAAAAGAACACCCCCUCGCCAUGCUCAUCCAAAAAAAAGGUCGUGGCAUCCCUCUACCACUCACAGAACACCCCCUUGCUGUGUCUCAUCCUACAAAAGAUAAUAAGACUCAGAUGGUGAAGACCAAGCAGACAGCUAAGAAGACCACUGGGGGUAGAGCUCCCAGGGUAUCUCUUGCUGGUCUGAAAGCUAGGGAAAAACAUGCUGCCAAGUCAAGCAAGGCCCAUGCUAGGAAGGCCCCUGUUGCCAAGAAGAGAAGGAUGAGGAACUUGGCAAAGGUCACCCAGCUUCCUGUGACCUUCAGGUGUGUUUCCUGUCAUUGGAAAAUGACAAGAUUUGAAAGUCCUCAGCCCUAUUUUGGCUUCUACUUGUCAGGCAAGCCAGUCCUGAAACACCCUCUUGUGGUCAUUGGGGGGUUUGAACAUGCCACCACCUCUGAAGUGGCUGGUAACUCUACUGCCAUUAUCCACCUCCACCUUGAGUCUCUAGAGCUUGGCCAUGCCCCUGUGCAUAUCCUUCACACCAUGUUGCAGGGAUAUUUCAGACAAGACACCUACCACUUCUCACAACUGCCCUUCAACUUUGCCACUGAGGAGUCCAGAGCUGCCUAUGACACUGCAGCAUCAAAGCUAGCUUCAAGUCUGACUACCUUUGCUAAGGCAGUCAUUUUCCUUACUACCCAUACUGAUGAAGACAGGGGGGAUCUGUUCUCUGGAAUGGAGAAUAAGGUUCCAAUAGCCACAGAGGUCUUUGAGUUGCAGUUUCUGCAAGGCCUUCUGUUACCCCUCUCCAACAUUGUCAAGGGUGGAGACCUCAUCUUCUUUGUAUGUGGUUCUACUGUAAGGAAGGAGCAGAGCUUCCAAGGACUGAAGGCAGCUGUGCAACAUUUCAAGCCAAGGUCCAUGUUGCUUUUUAAUGCUGAGAGACUUCAACUAGUCACCACCAUUCCCUUCCUCAUGAGUGUCCUUGACUCCACCCUUGUUCAAGGCUUCCAUGUCCAAAGUGCAGUCAGGCACUCCAACAUCAUCCUGAUGUUGUGGCAGGAGAAGGUAGUGGUGGAGAAAUUUGUCUGGACUGACAAGUUCAUCAGGCCUUGGGGACAACAAUUGCCUGCCCAGUGCCCUCAGUGUUAUAGCAUUCAGAAGUGGGAAGCUGGUUGUUCAGGGCAGACUUAUUCCUAUGAGUGCAAGAAUCCUGGCUGUGGGAAGGACACACAAGGCACAUCUCAGCCUCCCCAAACCUAUACUAUCUGCAUGUCCAAAGGGGCUACCAAACUGACACAGGGAAAGGGGCAAACAUCAUCCUGGCUGUUGGAAUCUUUGUAA
Pisolithus orientalis is the source of this 1557-nucleotide messenger RNA. RefSeq lists its product as uncharacterized. The transcript is spliced from 14 exons. Gene Ontology annotation, cellular component: nucleosome. The coding region runs from base 1 to 1557 and encodes 518 amino acids. The record is from RefSeq and is a predicted model, not a curated record. Gene Ontology annotation, molecular function: DNA binding; structural constituent of chromatin. Lineage: Eukaryota; Fungi; Basidiomycota; Agaricomycetes; Boletales; Pisolithaceae.